AUGACUUCAACAAACAUAUCCACUAUUUUCUUCACGGGUGCUACAGGUUAUAUUGGCGGCACGGUGCUCACACGCCUCGUUGACCACCCUACUUUCGCCAACUUCGAGAUCACUCUGCUGAUUCGUCCUUCGAAGAAGGACAAAAUCUCCACUUUUCACUCUCUUGGGCUCAACACCGUCCUUGGGUCUUACAACGACCUCGAUAUUCUCGAGGAACAGGCGUCAAAAGCUGACAUUGUAUUCUCCAUUGCUGACGUAGAUAAUUUGGCCGCGGCACAGGCAAUCUUGAGAGGUUUGACGAAGAGGUACGACGCGACGGGUCAGCAACCUCUUCUUAUCCACACGUCUGGAACUGCUGUGCUGGUAGACGAUGCUAAGGGCUUGCAUCCCACCGACGUUGUCUACGAUGACUUGAACCCAGACCAGAUUGAGACUCUUGCUAUCACCCAGCCGCACAGGAAGGUUGACGUCGCCAUCGUCGACGCCGAUAAGAGAGCCUAUAUCAUUCUCCCUUCAACGAUAUACGCACUCGCGAAAACAAAAUUUGUCGAUCUGGGGUUGCAGAAUCCUCGCUCUCAGCAAAUCCCACGGCUUAUCCGGGCUGGGCUUCUCAAAGGCCAAGGGGGAAUGGUAGGCAAGGGCGAAAAUGUCUGGCCCAAUGUCCACAUUGAUGACAUUGCCGACUUGUACAUAGUCGUGUGUGAAAAUGCACUAUCAGGAAAGGCAAGUCACGGCCGGGAAGGAUUCUACUUUGGUGAAAAUGGGGAGCAUAAAUUGUACGACCUGAGCAAGGUCGUUGCGCAGGAGCUUUACAACAUCGGAAGAGGAAAAUCUCUGGAGCCAACUCCUUUCACCGAGGAAGACUACAAUCGUCCUGAGAAUUUCGGUAUAAGUUGA
This is a messenger RNA of Pisolithus orientalis, 897 nucleotides long. RefSeq lists its product as uncharacterized. Bases 1 to 897 code for a protein of 298 amino acids. NCBI's taxonomy places the organism in Eukaryota, Fungi, Basidiomycota, Agaricomycetes, Boletales, Pisolithaceae. The transcript has 7 exons. The record is from RefSeq and is a predicted model, not a curated record.